Messenger RNA from Varanus komodoensis (Komodo dragon), 1183 nucleotides. RefSeq names its product cell cycle regulator of NHEJ (gene CYREN). NCBI's taxonomy places the organism in Eukaryota, Metazoa, Chordata, Lepidosauria, Squamata, Varanidae. Gene Ontology annotation, biological process: double-strand break repair via nonhomologous end joining; negative regulation of double-strand break repair via nonhomologous end joining. Gene Ontology annotation, cellular component: nucleus; cytoplasm. The transcript is spliced from 4 exons. The record is from RefSeq and is a predicted model, not a curated record. Bases 217 to 630 code for a protein of 137 amino acids.
GCGGCCCGGAAAGCGUCGGGGCGCGUCCUGCUUUCUGUUUCUCGUUCUCUCCGGCGUCCGUUGAUGCGGGGUAGCUGUUUCGGGUGGGAGGGGGCGAGGUUUGGAGCGGCUGCUUUUACGGAUGAUGCCAAAGGUCAGUAUCUCUUCCUGUCGCUUUUGGCCUUGUGGACGAUGAGCGCGCGAGAGCAAGAUUCUUGACGUACGCAGCAGAAGGAAAUGGGAUCUCCUGAAGCAGCAAGGAAGAGAAUCCUCCCAAUUUGGAUGACACAAAAGGGAGUUGAUCCAGCACAACAAACAGAAACAAAGUCAAAGAGAAGGAAAAAAGCAGCUUUGGCAAGGAGUGAAACAGUCUAUUGCAUGAAUGAAGCAGAGCUGGUAGACAUAGCUCUUUGCAUCUUGGCUGAGAACUGCAAGGGUAAGGGAGCUGAGGUGACUUCAUCAGAAGACGAAGUCCAAGAGCCUCAGCACAUGCUGUCAGAUCAUCACUCAAGUUCAGUAAGUGACAUCAACAUCUCUGGCACAGGAUCCACACCUCCCAAGGUGCUUGAUGCUUUAAGCAGCAGUGAGAACACCAAGUCAGAGGAUGACGAUGAUGCCUUAAAAUAUGUCAGGGAGAUCUUCUUUACUUAAUAAAUCGUAAGAAAAUCACACAGAGGAAGCCAUUUCUGGAGACUGUGUCAAAUAGGAUGUUCAGAUUCAAAGGCAACCCUGGGGCAGCUCCUAAUGACAAGUGUACAACAGGAAGGAGUGGUAUCCCACAUUCUUCAUCGUGGUUUCUGUGCAUCUCACAUAUCUCAUCGCUUCCGAAACAAUUGAUUCAAGUAGGGAAAGCAUGUACUAAGAGCAGGGUGUGCGUGCACGUGUGCGUGCAUGUGCGUGCAUGCGCUGGGAGAAGCCUGCUUUUAGUUUCCUUGAAAGCAUAAAUAUUUUCACAUGACUUGUAAGAACUGAACUCUUUAGCUGUGUCAUAAGUCCUAAUGCCUGUGCGAUGUGUUAAGUGUUAGACUGGGCCUUCUAGUCCCUCCUCGUCAAUAAAGCUCUGGUUGACUUUGGGCCUGUCACUGACUCUCAGCCUAACCUACUUCACAGGGUUGUUGUGAAGAGGUCUAUGUAUGCUGCCUUACAUUCCUCAGGAGAAAAUGGCAUCAAAAUGUGAUACAAUAAUAAUAAUGCUUCUUCCGCA